Molecule: messenger RNA, 1148 nt
Organism: Blastocystis hominis
Lineage: Eukaryota; Bigyra; Opalinata; Blastocystidae
Exons: 3
Coding region: 1-999 (332 amino acids)
Source: RefSeq, a predicted model, not a curated record
AUGAGGCGUAGAUUUGGUGCAGGUGGUGUGGCCGUUCGUGAACGACAACAUCAACUCGAGCGACUGGCACUACAAAGAGGCCGCCAUUAUGGUGUUCGGCUGCCUCCUGCAGGGCCCCGACCCCUACUUCAUGGCGGACAUCGUCAAGUCGGGCACCUCCAUGCUGCUCACCAUGAUCCUUUCCGACCCCUCCGUCGCCGUCCGCGACUCCGCCGCCUGGGUCCUCAGCCAGAUCUGCGCGCGCUUCCUCCAGGUGAUUCCCUCCGAGCUCACGCACCCGCUGCUCGACUGCCUCGUCGCCGCGCUCGACAUGCAGCCGCGCGUCGCGCAGCACGCCGCGGCGGCGCUCUCCGCGGUCUGCGACGGCGUGGCGAACUCGCCGUCCAGCGAGCUGCUGCAGCCCUACCUGGAAGUGCUGCUGAACAAGCUGCUCGGCUGCGCGCGGCGCAUGGACAGCGCCAGCAACCAGCUCCGCGAGAGCGCGGCGUACGCCCUGAUGAGUUUGAUCGCGUGCGCGGGUCCGGGCAGCGAGGAGCUGCUGGUGGGGUUCUAUCAGUUCGUGCUGCAGCAGAGCGAGAACGUGCUGGCGGCGCAGGUUCCGGGGAGCGACAUGGAGCAGGCGUUCUUGCUGCAGCGGUUCUACUGCAUCGCGCUGGUGGCGCUGCUGGAGCGACUGAAGAGCCUGGUGAAGAUCGAGGUGGACCGGAUCGCGACGCUGGCGCUGCGAAUCCUGGAGAGCAACAACACGUCGGCGCACCCGCAGGCGAUUCUGCUGUACCAGGCGUUGGUGAUCAACACGGGAAUGGACGCUCUGCGCUACAUGAACGAUUUCUUGUCGUAUAUCGUGAUGGCGAUCUCGCAGCCGAACGACGUGUCCACGUGCCGCUGCGCGAUCAACUGCUUCAGCGACAUUCUGCUGACGAUCGGCAGCAGCGAGGGCUCGCAGGAGCAGCAGCAGUGCGCGGUGCAGAUCCAGAAAGUGCACAACAUGCUGAUUAAGAGCGUGGUGGAGAGUCUGAAGAGCUCCAACACGCCGAGCGACAUUCUCCCGGACCUCUUCACCUGCCUGUCCUGCUUCUACUGGGAGAUGAAGGAGCUGAUUCUGCCGUUCACGCAGGAGAUUCUGGAGAUCUCGUACGUGGCCUCCA